This is a messenger RNA of Durotheca rogersii, 1779 nucleotides long. Its product is annotated as P-loop containing nucleoside triphosphate hydrolase protein. The transcript has 3 exons. The record is from RefSeq and is a predicted model, not a curated record. NCBI's taxonomy places the organism in Eukaryota, Fungi, Ascomycota, Sordariomycetes, Xylariales, Xylariaceae. Gene Ontology annotation, cellular component: DNA replication factor C complex; Elg1 RFC-like complex; nucleus. Bases 406 to 1464 code for a protein of 352 amino acids. Gene Ontology annotation, molecular function: ATP hydrolysis activity; DNA clamp loader activity; DNA binding. Gene Ontology annotation, biological process: DNA-templated DNA replication; DNA repair.
CAUGAUCUCUUGGAUAGACUUACUGUUCUGCCCAUCAGCGUCAAUUCAAGGGUACGAGGCGUCAUUCCUAACAUCCAUCUGUAGAAGGUAGGUAGGUACCUAGGUAGGUAUCUCGUCGAUUACCUAAGGCAACGGGGCGCGCCUGGGGUACUGAAGUACAUACCUAGGCAUAGAAUGCAGUGCCCCAAAAUCGGCAGGCGGCGAGCGGUGGCAGAGAAUAUUCAGACGCGUUCGCAGUCAAUUAACGCGCGUUUCGAGGCCCUCUUUAGCUUCCUGGCAAAAUAACCCGCUGCCGUCAAUCUCGACUUCGAUUAACCCGACUGCAGUACGAGGCAGCGUACCAAGGCUUUUUCCCUUCUUCUCAAGCCAGCGCAACUCUUCGAAAUCGGGAUCAAACACCGAAAAAUGGCUCUCAUCGUCGAUAAGCACCGACCGCGUUCCCUCGAUACCCUAACCUAUCAUCCCGAGUUAUCGGAGAGACUGAGAUCACUGGCCCAAAGUGGCGAUUUCCCUCAUCUCCUCGUGUAUGGUCCUUCCGGCGCCGGCAAGAAAACCCGUAUCGUCGCGACGCUGAAGGAGCUCUACGGCCCCGGUGUCGAAAAGAUCAAGAUCGAUGCUCGCGUCUUCCAAACCACGUCCAACCGCAAGCUGGAGUUCAACAUCGUCGCGUCCGUCUACCAUCUCGAGAUCACACCAUCCGAUGUCGGAAAUUAUGAUCGAGUCGUCGUCCAGGAUCUGCUGAAAGAGGUUGCCCAGACGCAGCAGGUCGACCAGUCGGCCAAGCAGAGGUUUAAAGUGGUGGUCAUCAACGAGGCGGACCAUCUGACACGAGACGCCCAGGCCGCGCUAAGGAGGACGAUGGAGAAAUAUAGCCCGAAUCUACGACUAAUCCUCCUAGCCAACAGCACUGCCAACAUCAUUGCGCCGAUCCGGAGUCGAACACUCCUCGUACGGGUGCCCGCGCCCACGAUUGACGAAAUUGCGGGCGUGCUCGCGGACUCGGCCGAGAGAGAGGGCUGGCCCGUCGUCAAGGGCUUACAUAAGAGAAUUGCCGAGGAGAGCGGGCGGAACCUCAGGAGGGCGCUGCUGAUGUACGAGGCCGUGCACGCGCAGAAUGAGAAAGUCACGGAUGACACGCCCAUACCGCCGCCGGAUUGGGAGGCGCUCAUCACGCAGAUCGCCAAGGAUAUCAUGGCAGAGCACUCACCGGCCCGCAUCUUGCAGGUCCGCUCGAAGCUGUACGAUCUGCUGACGCACUGCAUACCGCCCACCACGAUACUCAAGACCUUGACCUUCAAGCUCAUCCCCAUGAUCGACGACGGGCUGAAAUGCGAGGUCAUCAAGUGGUCGGCCUUCUACGAGCACAGGAUAAGAACGGGCACCAAGGUCAUCUUCCACCUGGAGGCUUUCGUGGCGAAGUUCAUGAGGAUAGUCGAGAUGUAUUUGAUGAGCAUAGACAUGUGAGCGGGGAUCGAGGGAUUGAGGGACGGAGAGCAGCGGGGGCGGACGGGGCAGACGGGCAGACGAACGAAUCGGCACGGAGCACCCAGGAGGGGGCACCCAGAGGGACGAUAAUGGCUAGACCGCGCCCGACCUGACAGGUAGACGUGCGCGGAGGGUCCUUUGGGCAGAGGACAUCCGGUUCAUUCCGACAGAAGGAGGAAAGCCUCGUCGAAGCCGUAGCCGAUUUCGCGCCGAAGUUAGACGCGGGACUGGUUCGGCUGUCAAGGGUUACAUUUAGUUGGGCGGAUACGCGUGAAUACAUAAGUAUAACACCUC